This is a messenger RNA of Postia placenta MAD-698-R-SB12, 1776 nucleotides long. RefSeq lists its product as hypothetical. The record is from RefSeq and is a predicted model, not a curated record. The coding region runs from base 1 to 1461 and encodes 486 amino acids. The transcript has 8 exons. Lineage: Eukaryota; Fungi; Basidiomycota; Agaricomycetes; Polyporales; Adustoporiaceae. Gene Ontology annotation, molecular function: homocitrate synthase activity. Gene Ontology annotation, cellular component: mitochondrion.
AUGUGCCCUCAUGUCAACGGCGAUUCUCUUCCCAGCGACCCAUCCCAGAUGGUAGCUGUAGACAUUACGAACGGCGCAACGCACUCCUCUUCAGUUCAGUCCAAUGGCGUCAACGGCCAUACCAACGGCGUUGGUAAGGGUACCAAAUUGCCCGAGGAGCAGCGGAGAAACCCAUACGCUCCUCGAGCGUCCGAUUUCUUGAGCAAUAUAUCAAACUUCAAUAUCAUCGAAAGUACAUUACGAGCAGAGGGCGAACAGUUCGCCAAUGCGUUCUUCGACACCAAGACCAAGAUUGCGAUUGCCAAGGCUCUUGACGCAUUUGGUGUUGAGUACAUCGAAUUGACAAGUCCUGCCGCCUCAGAACAGUCUCGUGCAGACUGUGAGGCAAUCUGCAAGCUAGGUCUCAAGGCUAAGAUCUUGACCCACAUUCGCUGCCACAUGGAUGAUGCGCGGAUAGCCGUCGAGACUGGUGUUGAUGGCGUUGACGUCGUCAUUGGUACAUCGUCCUUCCUUCGCGAGUUCUCGCAUGGGAAGGAUAUGGCGUACAUUACCAAGACCGCGAUCGAGGUCAUUGAGUUUGUGAAGAGCAAGGGUAUUGAGGUCCGAUUCUCGUCGGAGGACUCGUUCCGCUCGGACCUCGUCGACCUGCUCUCAAUCUACCAGACCGUUGACAAGAUCGGUGUCAAUCGUGUCGGUAUCGCGGACACAGUCGGCUGUGCAAACCCCCGCCAGGUCUACGACCUCGUCCGAACUCUCCGCGGGGUCGUCCGCUGCGACAUCGAGAUUCACUUGCACAAUGACACUGGCAUGGCGAUCGCCAAUGCCUACACGGCGCUCGAGGCCGGCGCAACGCACAUUGACACCUCUGUUCUCGGCAUUGGCGAGCGCGUCGGUAUCACACCACUUGGCGGGCUCGUUGCCUGCCUGUAUGCAGCCAACCCCGAAUACGUUAAGAGCAAGUACAACUUGCCCAUGCUCCGAGAAAUUGAGAACUUGGUCGCGGAGGCAGUUGAAGUGAACGUUCCGUUCAUGAACCCGAUCACCGGCUACUGUGCGUUCACCCACAAGGCCGGCAUUCACGCCAAGGCUAUCCUAAACAACCCAUCUACCUACGAGAUCCUCAAGCCUGAAGACUUUGGUCUCACACGCUAUGUGUCGAUCGGACACAGACUCACGGGCUGGAACGCCGUUAAGAGUCGCGUUGAGCAGCUUGGCCUCAAGCUCACCGACGAAGAGAUCAAGGACGCUACUGCCAAGAUCAAGGAGCUCGCAGACGUCCGCACGCAGUCCAUGGACGACGUCGACUCGCUGCUCCGGGUGUACCAUUCCGGCAUCAAGUCUGGCGAGCUCGCGGUUGGCCAGAAGGAGGCGCUGGACCGCCUCCUGCGCAAGCAUCGCGAGGAGACACAGCGUGCGCGCGAUGCCAGUCGUGACGUGAGCCCUGCGCCGACCGAAGCAUAAUCCUUCGGGUUUGGCUUUCCUCCACAAAAAGGGUUGCGGAGAACGCAUGCAGAUGCUCCAAGUCUCCUAUAUCCGCUUCGUCCUCCUGCCCACCCCAGCGACUGCGAUUGAGAGUGCAAGUUCAAGUGAUAGAUUUAUAUCCUACCUGCUCUGGCCCUAGCGGACGUCUUGGAUUGUCCCAGCGUGCAUUAUUUUUUGGUAGAUAGUUCUGACUGCAUAUCAUUCUGCCACAUGUAUCGUUGUAUAAUUAGGAACGUCAUCAUUGCCCUAACCAGUUGUAAUUCAGAAGUCAGAAUAUUACUGUAUUUUUGCCGG